UUCAGUCCAUGAGCCACCUGUAGCAGGCAGCGAGUGUACCACGAAGGGUGCAGCGUCUCUAGCAGCACCGUUAUAUUCACCGUUACACCGGCUAGACUUCUGGACACGGGACUUCAAAACCGUCUGGUUCUCCUCGGUCGACCCGUUUUACAACCGAAGGCUUGAAAGAUGUUUUUCAGUUAUCUGCCUGUCGUGUGUCUCCUGGGCGCUGUCGUUAAAGGAUUGACAACAGAUCCCUUCACACUAAAUUCAUCUUCAAUCACCAGUACCAAUGAGACAACCUCCCAAAUUAGCACCGAGUCCAGGACCACCACAGCAGCAGUCAUUGAGAACAGUAACUUUACCCACCCAACUGGCUCUCCAUCAGGUCCAACCAGCGGUACAAAAAUGUCCCCCGCAAGCCCAGAGACAACUCAUCCCACCAACACCAGUGAGACUACAAAUACAACCACUACACCUGCUCCAGAUCCUACACUGACUACAAGUACACCGACACCACACACCAGCAACGACACAACUACUAUUACACCGCCCCCCCACACCAGCAACAACACAACUUCCAUUAUAGCCACAACACAGUCGAGUAACAUCACAACAACUGCAGCUACGACACAAACCAGCAACGGCACAGAAAGUACAAGUACAGUAACUCCAGGAAUCCCUACAGCUGUACUAACUUCAACUACACUAACAAACUCUACUAACACCUCUACUGAGAAUUCCACAUCCACCACCACACCCUCAUCCUCAACUAUCACCACAAAUGCAACACUCACCUCCCCUGGACCCCCACCCUCUUCACCUACCUCCAUCUCUACCUCCAGCACUCUCCCCGCAAACACCUCCUCAGGAAGUAGCACCGCACCCCCCAGUGGAAAUAACACCACCCUUAGUCCCUCAACAACAACCACAGGAGUGAUCGGUCACACUACUUUGCGACCAACAGACAUGACAACCAAAAACUCCACCACCACUCCAAUCUCCUCCACCACCACCAUCAGUACUGGGACCACCAACACUGGCCCCACCCUGCGACCAACAGACAUGACCACCAACAACUCCACUACAGCUGCCCCAACCCUCCCUCCAUUCAUAGUGUGCCCUGCCGCCUCAUGCCCACUUGAAAGCAUAUGUCUUAAUGGUACUUGCCAGUGUCUGUCUGGUAGCUUCCUGGUAAAAGGCCGCUGUGUACCUGCUCAAGUGUUUCCAGGCCAGCUUCAUAUGACUUCCCUGACAUUUGAUAAUGAGAUGAGCAACAGGUCCUCAGCAAUAUUCCAACGGACGGCGGCUGAGAUCUCAGCAGCGCUCAAAAAUGCCCUCAAAAAUCAUAUGGGAUAUCAACAAUCUGAUGUUGUGCAACUUGAACCGGGAAGUGUGCAAGCAACUGUAAAUAACAUAUUUGAAAAGACCAAUGCCACUCAAGAGUCUGUUGAUCAGGUCAUUAAGCAAGCUAUAGCAGCAGCACCAGCAGGUGGAGUCUUGGCUGAUGCUACGUUUACAGCUACAAACCUGUGUGAGCAGAAACAAUUAUCACCCUGUGAUAUCUCCACUACAACAUGCACAAAUACAAAUGGCCGGGCUGUUUGUUCCUGUAAAGAGGGCUACAUCUCCAAUGAUUACACCAACAAAAUCUGCACAGCGUGUGAAAGUGGGUGGAGAGCAGUGGGAGACACGUGUCAACCAUGUGCAUUUGGAUACGCUGGCUUCAACUGCAAUGAUUCCGCUCUGCUGGCAGUGGUGGUCAUCUCCUGUGUACUGGGAGGAGUUCUUCUCAUCAUUGUCCUGGCUUUGCUCAUAUACUUUUGCUGGAGGAGAUGUUCAAAGAGCAAGCAGGACCACAACAGCAGUCCAUACUCAUCAGGUGACAUAAACCAGCCCUGGCCCACUGGCAUCACCCCUAUCCCCCGUGCCACCUCUAACUGUUAUGAAGCUCCUCCUAUAGAAAUGGCAGAAGGGGGCAACAAUCGCGUCCCGGUGGACAAAUAUCAAACCAACGGAUUGGGUUUUCCGCAGAAGCUCAAAGGAUGGAAAAAGUCGGGAUCAUACGAUCUCAACCCAGAUACAAUGCACACCUUCAAAGGUAAAAAUCCGUCCCGUUACUCCUAUCUGGUUCAAGGCCACGAGAACCCCUACUUCUUACCAGGAGAGGACAAGAGGGACUGAUGAAGUCCAGGCAGAAAUGUUAUUUAUUCAUUGUUGAACUUGCUUGUAUUAAUGAUAAAUCAUAAAAGACCUUUCUUAACUGGGAAAUGGCCACCAAAGAGAUUUAUUCAAACCAGCAAGACCAUUUAAAAACAGUUUUAAAAGUGCAUUAUGUCUGUUCUUUGAAAAGAGCUAAAUGCUGAAGAUCAUAGCCAGUAGAUGUUGCUGUUGCUCAGUAUGAUUCUCCUGCCAUUCCAUAAGGUACAUUUGACUUUUUUAUGCUUUUAAGAAAUCAUCCUUUUGUAUUUUUAAAUGAAGCUUCUUAUAUUGCUAAUUGCACUAAAGUGUUUUUUUUAAGUUUACCAACAGUUUUCCUUUGAAAUUAAAGGUAAAUUGAAUAUGGGCUUUCAGGGGCUACUAGAUUUUUUUUCUUAUGGGUAUUUUUUAGAAUAACUAAUAUCGUACAACUCAAAGGGGCUGGAUCCCUUGUUGGGGGUAUUUUUUUUUAAAUGGAUUUAUAUUGUAGCUUUCUAAAUCUGACUACUCUGUAUUUGUUAAAGCUGCACUUGCAAAAUGUGCCUGUUUUUAAUCAUUUGACAAACAGGAAACAUACAAUGCUGAUGUUAAUACCUAUCUCCGGGAUGUGCCAAUUAUCACUUGAAUACAUUUCUUUUGAUAACUCAUAUGUAU
Molecule: messenger RNA, 2832 nt
Organism: Etheostoma spectabile (orangethroat darter)
Lineage: Eukaryota; Metazoa; Chordata; Actinopteri; Perciformes; Percidae
Product: mucin-13
Exons: 16
Coding region: 169-2163 (664 amino acids)
Source: RefSeq, a predicted model, not a curated record